Messenger RNA from Mycena indigotica, 1908 nucleotides. RefSeq lists its product as uncharacterized. Lineage: Eukaryota; Fungi; Basidiomycota; Agaricomycetes; Agaricales; Mycenaceae. The record is from RefSeq and is a predicted model, not a curated record. Bases 31 to 1908 code for a protein of 625 amino acids. The transcript is spliced from 3 exons.
GUCUCUCAUCUACUGUACUUACAAGCCAGGAUGGCGUCCCUUCUGCAACUGCCGAACGAAGUCAUCGAGCAUAUCAUCUGCCAGGUCGCAUAUAUUCACCCAACAUCUGUUGCCGCCGUCUCAGCAUCUAAUCAUCGACUUCAUGAACUGGUCCAUUCAAACUGGAGGGCCAUCUAUCUUUCUCUUUUCGAUGACCCCCGCACAAAGAGCGUGACACUAUCAGAGACCCCGCUACAACCGCGCAAGGCCACUUCGCGCUCCAACUGGACGAGCUUUACUCAGCGAAUUGCUGCCGCAAACGCCCUCAGCGCUGACAAUUCAGACUGUGACUUUCAAAGUCUCAUCGAGACCCUAAAAGACACACCGGCUGUUUCGUAUGAGCAAGAACUAGAAGCUGCUCAUUGCGAACGCGCCGUUGUAUUCCCUCCGCUGCUUCGCCGAAGGAAUGUGGCUGACUCCAAGAAUAUAACAUGGCUCCAACAAAUCAUUUCUCCGAAUGGGUAUCCUUCACAACUUAUUGGUCGAUAUCUUCGGCCACUAGAUCCUGACGGUGAACCUGCAAGCCGACCAGAGUUUGAAGAUGGGGUUCAGGGUCAAGCUUUCAAUAAGCUCGUCUUCCUUCGGGGCUUCAUGCCUGAUACGAGCGAUGACGCUCCUGACCUCGAAGAGCAGCAUAUUCUUUCCCGAGCACUGGCUAGAACGCGCGUGUACAACACCAAGUAUCUGAUGGGUGAAAGAAUGUGGGGCCCAUUCCAACCUCUGGACCCACGCAAACAUGAAGCAUAUUCAUGGCGAACCCGACUCCAUCGCACAACCAAAGAAGAAGACGAGGCUGGAAAUCUCCUUCUGCGUUCAGCCUCCACUUCCCGCUUUCUCGAUCCAUCUUCCAUAAUUCUAGCCCACGCUAUGAACAUGGAUAUGGAUUCGGACUCUGACGAUCCUGACUAUCGUCCAGAAAAUGAUGCUGAUCAAGAUGAUGGUGAUUCAGAUGACUCAAACGACGAAGACGAUCCCAACACGCAGGGAUUGCUGUUGCAAUUUCUGGCUCAGCAUGGCAUCAAUCUUGCCGCCGAUGAAGAAAGUCAUCCAACUUAUGUUUUCCCCGCCCCCCACCGUGUUAUUCCCGAUUAUGCCUUCCUUGCAGCAGCCCGGAUUGUUCUUGAAGCCAGGCUGCGUGAUAUUUUCAACAUCAACCAGCGAAAUCUAUUCCUUGCAGAGCAGUUCGACACGAUGCGUCUUGCUGCACGAGAUGUGAACUGCGAGUUGGAAGACAUUGUCGAGGCAAUGCAGUCUCUCAACAUGGUCCGUAUGGGCGGCGCUCCUGGCUUCUGGCAGGCGUGGCGACCAAAGGUCGAAGAGGACGUCUCAAUCAAAGACACUGGAAAAGAGAAAGAGACGGAAUACAAGGGUUGGGACUGGGCAGGUGUUGCUGGCGAAUGGAGGCGAGUUGUGUGCUGGCUAGACUAUCGAGACCUGCUAGUGCACAACGUGAAUAUCCCGGCACUGACCUUCAAACGGAAUGAAGUUUCGGAAACAACUCGCAUCUUCCCGAUGACCCUCCGCAUCGCCCGAUAUGAGAGGCCGCCGCGGCCUCCUCAUGGGGCGAAUCCUGACGACCUCAUUUGGCGGUUGCCCAUAAUUCAUGUCGAAGGAGAGUCACGCGGAACCGACACCAACGUCGAUUUGAGGCGUGUCAUUGAGGGAACUGUCCGUAUGAUUGGGGACGGCGCUGUUCGAUGGAGCAUGACAUCUGGGGAGCCCUCGGCCGAUCGCCCCGAGUGGGUCACGGAAAGCGUCCAAGUCGGCGAGUUGGGGUCUGCGAUGGGAAUAAUUGGGCUCUGGACCGGCGCAGAGCACUCUCAAACAGAGCCAAUUGGGCCUUGUUGGGCGUGGAAAAUCAGCUCAUAA